CCCCAGCGGAAAGGGUACCCGCCUCCUUAUUGUGAAGUUGUACAUUGCCACCUUUAAUUUGGUUUCACUGUCGAUUCGCUUGUGAGCGCGUUAACAGUUGUUUGGUUUUGUCCCAUGGCGGGUUUGGAACUAUUGUAUUCGUGUUGUGGCGACUCCAUCUCAUGUCCGCAGGACGCCGUUGUGUGUUUCGUCCACUGGGAGGUCGUCAAAAGCGGAUACAAGUGCCUCGGCUCCGGGGAUGAGGCUCGGAGCAGCGACAAGAAGUCGGAAUUGUUGCCGUCGGACUGGAGCGGCAACAAAGUGGAAUAUGCCCUGAGGUACGCCUCGGAGCAGGGGGACGCUCAGCUGUUACUCAAAGCGCUCCUGGUUGAUUCGGCGCUCGUCUUCAACCUCAUGAACCGCAGCACACAGCAGAGCUCGGACGUGAUCGUCAAUCUCAACGAGCACGUGGAUGCCGCCCACCUGCGCACCUUCGACAGAGUGUUCAAGGACGCAGGCGGUCUGGUGGCGGCCAUUCGCUCUCGCCUGCUGCCGUCACGGGACAAACGGACGCAAGCAGAGCAAAGUGAACGGACGCGCAGGUUGGACAGCCGCGACGAGGACAACCUCGAUGACCCCUUGUGGGUUCCCGACAGGCACCCCCGACAUGCCACGCAGCCACACUGGCACGAUCCCAUGGCGCCGCCGUUCUCGGUGGGAGGCGCCGAUCUGGAUCCGCUGGGCAGGUCAGUGUCAGGCGGUGGGAUGAUCGUCGACCCUUUGCGCAUGGGCUACCCCCGCUCGGGUUUCGACCCGUCCAGCGGCAUCCCGGACAUCCUGCCACCUGGCGCGGUGCCGCCCGGCGCCCGCUUCGACCCGUUCGGACCUGUCGGACGCCACCGGGCCGGGCCCAACCCGGACCACUUGCCCCCGCCGGGUUAUGACGACAUGUUCAUGUAAGCCGCUUUCCCGGCUGCCACUUGCCCGCUUCCUGUCCUCUCUCCAAUCAGAGCCAGGAGGGGUAAUCGGCAAAGUCACGAAACUUCGCAAUUCGCCCAAAAGCAAGUUGGAAUUGUUAAGAACUGAAAUUUUGGUGUGAAUUUGUCAGGAAAUAUUGAAGGAAAAGGGAACUUGUAGGGCCCGAUCGAUAUGGAUUCUGUUUCUUUCUGACUUUUUUUUAGGCAGAUUCUGUUUUCUGGCAGAAUAAAAGUCCAACAGUCUAAAAAAGAAAAAUUACAAAAAAUAA
Hippocampus zosterae (dwarf seahorse) is the source of this 1225-nucleotide messenger RNA. RefSeq names its product proteasome inhibitor subunit 1 (gene psmf1). The record is from RefSeq and is a predicted model, not a curated record. Gene Ontology annotation, biological process: proteasome-mediated ubiquitin-dependent protein catabolic process. Gene Ontology annotation, molecular function: endopeptidase inhibitor activity; proteasome binding. Bases 115 to 939 code for a protein of 274 amino acids. The transcript has 7 exons. Lineage: Eukaryota; Metazoa; Chordata; Actinopteri; Syngnathiformes; Syngnathidae.